CAACCCCCCUCUCCAGUGUGGCACGCUGUCCUCUCACCGGUGAAACGUGCUCUUCUCCUCUGUUUGCUCUACUCUCGCUCAUCAUGGCCUCCGGUGAACCCAAAGCAAAGAGACCCAGACUCCCGGAGAAGGAUGAGAAGAAGGAGAAGAAGGAGAAGAAGAAGGAGUCUCCGAGCAAAGAGACUUCUGUCAAACUGAGUACUAAUUCGCUCUUUGGUAUGGGAAACCCUUUGCUGGACAUCUGUGCUUCCGUGGACAAAGGCUUCUUGGACAAGUACGCGCUGAAACCCAAUGACCAGAUCCUGGCAGAGGACAAACAUAAAGCGCUGUUUGAGGAGCUGGUGAAGAACUCUGAAGUUGAGUACCACGCUGGAGGAGCCACGCAGAACUCUAUAAAGAUCGCUCAGUGGAUGAUCCAAGAACCUCAUAAUGUGGGCACGUUCUUUGGCUGCAUCGGCAAAGACAAAUUUGGAAAGACCCUGAAGCAGAAGGCUAAAGAUGCUCACAUCGACGCCCAUUACUAUGAGCAAGACGAAGAGCCCACAGGGACGUGCGCUGCUUGCAUCACAGGAGAUAAUAGGUCUCUGGUAGCUAACCUAGCUGCUGCUAACUGUUAUAAGAAGGAAAAGCAUCUAGACCUGGAGGAAAACUGGAAGCUGGUUGAAAAGGCUAAAGUCUUCUAUAUUGCUGGUUUCUUCCUCACCGUCUCUCUGGAGUCCAUCCUGAAAGUGGCGAAGCACGCGUCUAAAAAUAACAAGCUGUUCUGCCUGAACCUCUCUGCGCCCUUCAUCUGCGAGUUCUUCAAGGACAACCUCAUGCAGGUCAUGCCCUACGUUGAUGUGUUGUUCGGUAACGAGAUGGAAGCAGCAGCUUUUGCUAAAGAGCAAGAGUUCGAGACCAAGGACAUUGAGGAAAUUGCCAAGAAAGCUCAGGCUUUACCCAAAGACAACAAAAAGAGGCAGAGGAUUGUAGUGUUGACUCAGGGGAAGGACGACACUGUCAUGGCCUCAAGUGACAAAGUCAAGACCUUCCCUGUCCUGAAGAUCGACCCUAAGGACAUUGUUGACACAAAUGGUGCAGGUGAUGCAUUUGUAGGAGGUUUCCUUUCUGAGCUGGUGCAGGAUAAACCACUGGAUCAGUGCGUGAAGGCCGCACACUAUGCCAGCAACGUCAUCAUCAGACGAGCGGGCUGCACCUUCCCAGAAAAACCUGACUUCAACUGACACAUCAAGACAACAUUUCCUUCAGCCUGAAACCUUGCGCUUACCUCAACGUACACAAGUCUGACCCAUAAGCUCUGUUUUUUUUAAUGCAAUUACAACCCUCAAUUCUCGUAGAACCUUUUUUUUUUUUCAAUCAGCAACCCGUCCAUAAUAUCAGUCCGCACAUCAUUUCUUACAGAUUGUUGUUUCGGUGCCUCCUGACAUGUGUCUGCCACUUUGGAACGCUAGAUGAUCAUGAUCCACUACAGGGAUUUAAAUGACCAUAGAGGAGUCAUGAUAACAACACGGGAUGUGAAAACUUUGGACCUAAAUGCAGUAAAUGCAAUUGUUUUCGGAUCGUUUCCAAAUGUAUUUUGGCUCCGACCCUGCCAGCGUCUGGCUGCCAUGUCUCCCACUGACUGCCAUCGCACUCUGCUGCGACUUCUCGUGUUGACAUCUCACAAGUGUGUUUUUUUCCCCUUCUUCUUGGAGACGGAAUCCAGGCGCAAGAAGAUAAUUCCACCGUGGGAGGACACACUACACAAACAGAGGAAUAAAGAAUAACCGUCAUGGGAGUUUUCGGAUACUGCUUUGAAAUUGUGCAGAAGUGAUCUGUUUUAGAUUUUGUAAGAUUAAUUAUUCCUUUAAUGUUUGUUUUAAUUAUAACAGGCCAGUUAUGAAACCAAAAGUUUUUCUUUUGAGCGCACACUUUUUUAAAUGUGUCAAAGCCUAAUGCCCACUGCUGCGUCCAUGUUAACACUGUUAAAUGUCACCUGUACCGUGUCCGUGAUUUCAGAAGUUACCGUCAACAGCGUUGUGGACGUAUUUGUGUUUUUCGGGUUUCUAAUGAUGAGUGCCUUUUUUUUCUAUUCCAAUCUAUGUAAACGUUACGAAGCUUGAAGUUUUGAUAAGUUGAGGCCUACAGUUUAACCAGUAAUGAGCAACUGGCAGCUUGUGGGGCUGAAGCAUGGACACAUGUCGUUGUAUCUGAAUGUUCUCAGAGGAAUACAGUGGGUAUUAAAAUAAAAAAUCCCAUUUCAUCA
Molecule: messenger RNA, 2245 nt
Organism: Hippoglossus stenolepis (Pacific halibut)
Lineage: Eukaryota; Metazoa; Chordata; Actinopteri; Pleuronectiformes; Pleuronectidae
Gene: adka
Product: adenosine kinase a
Exons: 11
Coding region: 84-1223 (379 amino acids)
Biological process (GO): purine ribonucleoside salvage
Cellular component (GO): cytosol; nucleus
Molecular function (GO): adenosine kinase activity
Source: RefSeq, a predicted model, not a curated record